Molecule: messenger RNA, 4002 nt
Organism: Pieris brassicae (large cabbage white)
Lineage: Eukaryota; Metazoa; Arthropoda; Insecta; Lepidoptera; Pieridae
Gene: snu
Product: ABC transporter G family member 23
Exons: 16
Coding region: 382-2742 (786 amino acids)
Biological process (GO): transmembrane transport
Cellular component (GO): ATP-binding cassette (ABC) transporter complex; membrane
Molecular function (GO): ABC-type transporter activity; ATP binding; ATP hydrolysis activity
Source: RefSeq, a predicted model, not a curated record
GCUCAUUUCAACACGUCCAUUUGGUCAAUAUGCCUGUUAGACGACCAAAAGAAAAGUUGCAUUUCAUCGCGGAAAUGCACGCGCUUCGAUGCACCUACAUACGAGUCGGUUUAUAGUUUCCAAGUUGGGUCGUCGCGACAAGAAAUCAGACCAAGACGAUACUCAACCAACCACAGCCUGCCUAGCCACAGUCCGCAUCGUACGUGGCGAAGCGGUUACUGAAAGAACAAUCAAAUAAAAUAAAAUUUUCGAUUAGAAAGUGUUGUGUAUACGCGCAGUUUACCGCGCCAGAACAAGUGACAGUGACAAAUUCUUGUGUUUGUGAUCUGUGACUUUUUUCUUUUUGGAUCAUCUAGAUUAGAAUAUUGAACACCCGAUAAAAUGACAGCACCCAACCAUAAUAAUAAUAGUGUGCGACCGGAUAGACUGCGGCAAAUGUUCAGUUGGACUGGAGAGACCUCGCCUCCGUCGCCACUGGGCGACGAGAAGGAGUCGAAGAUGAGCCAGAUACAAUUUUCCCCGCCAAGCGACAAACAAAAUACACUGGCAUUACAAAAGGGGGCGGAGGCGGUGUGCGUGCAGAAUGCAUACAAACACUAUGGAUCCAACAAACGACCGAACCAUGUUCUUAGUAAACUAAACAUGACCGUCAAAAAGGGCACAAUAUACGGUCUACUAGGCGCGUCAGGGUGCGGCAAAACGACUCUUCUCUCCUGCAUUGUAGGCAGACGGAAACUCAAUAGCGGAGAUAUUUGGGUGCUCGGUGGAAAGCCAGGCACAAAAGGUUCCGGUGUUCCCGGAAAACGAGUAGGGUACAUGCCCCAAGAAAUAGCUCUUUAUGGAGAAUUCACCAUCAAAGAAACGAUGAUGUAUUUCGGUUGGAUCUUUGGUAUGGAGACCAGGGAGAUCGUGGAGCGACUGCGGUUUCUUCUGGACUUCCUUGACCUUCCCAGUGAGAAUAGAAUGGUCAAGAACUUGAGUGGUGGACAACAGCGGCGUGUAUCCUUCGCCGUGGCAUUGAUGCACGAUCCUGAACUGCUGAUCCUUGAUGAACCCACCGUGGGGGUCGACCCUCUUCUCAGACAGUCUAUCUGGACCCAUCUGGUGCGAAUCACCAGCUCCGGAGAUAAGACUGUUAUCAUUACAACCCAUUAUAUUGAAGAGGCCAGGCAGGCGCAUUGUAUUGGUUUGAUGCGCAGUGGCCGCUUGCUGGCCGAGGAUCCACCGCAGGCACUCCUUAGAAUGUACAACUGCAUAUCCCUUGAAGACGUCUUUCUUAAAUUAUCUAGGAAACAAGGACAAGGCAACCAGGUACCAGAAAUAACUGUAUCGGGCGGAGGCCUAGGACUCAACAAGAUGUCUAAACGGGAAGAAGCUCCCUACGCCAAUGAAGACGCGCAAGUUAUCGGGCUAAACUUCCACCAGAGCAAGGAGGUGCUGAUUGUUGAUAACGGAGUUGGUUCUAAUGGAGAUUUGCCAGGAAAAAAAAUGGAGGCGGCAACAGGCUGUACCGAUUGCCUUGGUAGAUUUAGUUUCACAUCCCGAGGUAAAAUUAAGGCGUUGAUUCAAAAGAACUUCUUGCGGAUGUGGAGAAAUAUCGGUGUGAUGCUGUUCAUCUUUGCCUUACCCGUGAUGCAGGUCAUUCUUUUCUGUUUGGCGAUUGGACGGGACCCAAGUGGACUUAAAAUGGCUAUAGUAAACCACGACGUUAAUGUGUUCGACGGGUACUGUCCAUACAACGCUUCCUGCUCUAUGAAGAAUCUGUCUUGUCGGUAUUUGGACAAUUUGAAAAAUGACUCAAUCAUCAAGAAUUAUUAUGCUAACCUAGACGAUGCAAAACAAGCGGUUCGGGAAGGAGAGGCCUGGGGAGUCAUCUAUUUCAAUGAGAAUUAUACCGAUUCCUUGGUCGCGAGACUGGCUUUAGGUGACACGGCUGACAAUGAGACAAUAAUGUCAUCAGAGGUGGAAGUAUGGCUGGACAUGUCCAAUCAGCAAAUUGGUUUGAUGUUGAGUAGAGACAUACAAUUCUCUUACCGGGACUUCGCUAAGGGUCUUUUAUCGACAUGUAACUACAAUCCUAAAGUGGGCGAUAUUCCUAUCGACUUCAAGGACCCUAUUUACGGUGAUACCAAUCCAUCCUUCACUGAUUUUGUCGCGCCGGGUGUUAUUCUAACAAUCGUGUUCUUCUUGGCCGUAGCUCUGACUUCGUCUGCUCUCAUAGUAGAACGUACUGAGGGCCUAUUGGAUCGAUCCUGGGUGGCCGGUGUUUCCCCAGGGGAGAUUUUAUUCUCUCACGUGGUGACCCAGUUUGUUGUGAUGUGUGGACAGACAGCGUUGGUGCUCAUCUUCAUGAUACUCGUCUUUGGAGUGAAGAGUAAUGGAAACAUCGCGUAUGUCGUCAUGCUGACGCUUUUGCAAGGACUUUGUGGAAUGUGCUUCGGCUUCGUGAUAUCAGCUGCCUGCGAGCUCGAACGAAACGCCAUCCAGCUUGCCCUAGGUUCAUUCUACCCUACUCUCCUUCUCAGCGGGGUGAUUUGGCCCAUCGAGGGUAUGCCAUGGAUCCUACGAUACGUGUCUACUUGUUUACCCUUGACCCUCGCUACCUCGUCACUAAGAUCCAUAUUGACCCGCGGUUGGCCCAUAACUGACCCCGAUGUCUACAUGGGCUUUGUUUCGACUAUACUGUGGAUUUCUUUAUUUUUAGUCCUUACUCUAACAAUUUUAAGGUUCAAACGGGGUUGAAUUAGUUUUUGUUUUAUUUAUAAGUGUUGCUUUGUAAAAACCCAGUACCAUAUAUUAAGCUAUGGUAUUUGUGCCUAGUUUAAUAUUUUAAUCCAGUUGUAUCGUACGAAUCGUUGUAAUAGUACCGCACAGUGAUAAAAUACUAAAAAUUCUAAACAUAUAUGCUCCAAAAAAGUAGUUCUGACUAUUGGGUUUUUACAUAACAACGGUGAUUAUUUAUUUUUUCUGGGUUUUGUAUGCAAGUCUUUUUUUAUCUGCUGUAUAUGGCAACCCUUAUAAUACUGCUGUAUCGUGGAAAUAAUUUGCUCAAACUGCUAUGAACAAUGUGUGAAAUCGUUAUAACCAAGAGUAAAAUAAAAUUGAUUUCACACCUGCCUGGAUUAUAUUGAUGAAAUUAGAUUAUAUUCUGUGCUAAUCCCGCCAAAAUAAGCCAGGCCUUAGAGUAAAUGACUGUUAGUCAAUGUAAAUAGUAGAAUAAUACUAUAAGGUUAUAGGGAUGUUAGCAAUUAUGAUUUGUCCAACGCUUUUCUUAGGGUUUUUUCAUACAAGGAUUGAGACCUAACAAUAUUCUCUUAUUAUUACCAGAGAUUUAAUUCCCUUUUAACAAUAGACAAUUAAAUAUAUAUCGUAGACAAUUUAAAAAGUUUGAGGUGAAAAUGAUAAAAAUCUUAUAGUUAAUUUCUCCUUUUUAUAUAAUGCUGGUUUCCUCCUAGAUGAUUUUUAUACCCCCGGUGUAGGACUACGUUAAGUGUCUACGACUCGAAGUUACCAUAGAUUUAGAUGGUGCCAUAAUGGUGAUUUUUUUAUCGAACUCUGCGACAAAAUUUUAAUGUAAUCGUCGAUUACAAACUAAGAUUUUGACACUACGCGCCAUCUUCAAUCGAAUUAUGUUCCGUAGAUUAUAUUUAUAAACCAACUUGAAUGGCAAUAAGAUAAUCAAUAUUGUAUAGUUUGAAAUAAUUUAGGCUUCAUAGAAAUAAGGUUGUAUUUUAGACAUGGCAUAAAUAGUAAAUGAUGCUAGGUAUUUUAUAAAAUUUUGUAUUUUUUUUACAGAAAAUAUAAUAAAUUCGGUUAAAUUUGAACGGGCAAUACUUAAAUGUAAUUCAAUAGGAGCUAGAUUAGGCUAGAAGUGUCAGACUGUGAUUAUUUUUGCUAACAUUGACAUUUUGUUAUGACAAUUAUACAAUACUGUACCAAAUAAGAUAUUGUGUUUAUUAAUGUAGACCUUUUUAUUUAAAUAAAAGUCCGUACAAUCUGUCA